Molecule: messenger RNA, 1192 nt
Organism: Ctenopharyngodon idella (grass carp)
Lineage: Eukaryota; Metazoa; Chordata; Actinopteri; Cypriniformes; Xenocyprididae
Gene: il12bb
Product: interleukin 12B, b
Exons: 9
Coding region: 86-1024 (312 amino acids)
Molecular function (GO): protein binding
Source: RefSeq, a predicted model, not a curated record
UAUUACGUACAUAUAUAAAUGCUGCUCAGGUCUAAAACUACUUCAGUGAAAGGGAAAAGAGUCACCUCAACUCAUUCAGUUCAAGAUGAACAAGAUUGUCUUUUUUAUUCUGCAAGCUGUCCUUCAGUUGGCAGGCAGCACUUCACUGAGGUUCCUCAAGCCAAAUGUUGAGGUUCUGGAGGUGUCAGAUCUGUCCAGCUCAGAGGUGUCACUGCAUUGUGGAGAGCAAUAUGAAGGAGAGCAGAUUCACUGGGAGAGGAAUGGGGAAAGCAUCUCCGAAACAGGAAACCGCAUCACUGUUACGAUAGAUGGGCUGCGUGGCGGAAACUUCACAUGUCACAGAGCAAACGGAGAUCUCCUGAGUUACACACUAUUACUGGUCCAUCCAGUCAAGUUUUCUAAAGGAGGAGUUCUCAUAAAAUCCAGUGAUGGAGAAUUUGUUUCUUGCACUGCGAGAAACUAUAAUGGACAGUUUCAUUGCUCUUGGAAGUGGCAUCAGGAACGGACCAAAAGAGCCGUGGUAUAUUUCACAGCAUUACGGAACUCUAGUCUCAUCAACUGCACUCUGGACUCGGAUAUCUCUGGACUGACUUGUAUCGACAAGGAAUACUGUCCGUACUCCGAAGAGCCUAGGAGCAUCAAUCUCACUCUGUUCGUCAGAAACCUGUAUAGGCUGGAGGAACACCAGAGGACUUUCUUCAUCCGAGACAUUGCCAAACCAGAUAAAGUUAGCAUCACCAUGAUCGAAGAUGAUGUAUUUGAGUGGCGCCCCCCUCAGACGUGGAGUUUCCCCUGCAGUUUCUUUCCUCUCUCCUAUGAGGUGAAAGUCGUUCCCAACAAUCAUGACUGUGACUUCACAGGAAAUCGAGUUGAAAAAAUGGAAACCAACGAGACACAUUACAAGGUGAACAUCAAAAAAUCAUAUACUUUCUGCGUCCGAGCUCAGGACCCACUAACUAAUAAAGUUUGGAGUGACUGGAGUCACCAUCAUAAGAAAAAACACCGGCACACCUCGGAACAAUAAAAGGUCUCAAGGGAACACACCACUCUGCUUGACAAUCUGCCUCCUAUUCCUGAUAAAAUAUUGCAGCUAUUCAUAUUUAUAUACAUUUUAUGUUUUUAAUAUGUGCCACGGUAAAAUGUGUUUGUACAAUAAUUUUCCAGAUAAUUAAAAGUACACUAUGGCUUCAGA